Molecule: messenger RNA, 1155 nt
Organism: Contarinia nasturtii (swede midge)
Lineage: Eukaryota; Metazoa; Arthropoda; Insecta; Diptera; Cecidomyiidae
Exons: 3
Coding region: 61-1086 (341 amino acids)
Source: RefSeq, a predicted model, not a curated record
CAACAAUCAGUUUUAUCUCUUUAAAAGUGACACGUUCAAGUCAAUUCAAGUGAAUCCAAAAUGAAGCCAUAUCUAUUUCCAUUGCUUCUAUCGCUAUUGCUAUUCGUUAAGUUGAUCAAUUGCGAUGGAGAUGAAGAGAACGAGGACGUGACCAUCUCUGGAUUGAUGCAGAUAUUGUUUCAAAAAGCAAAUAAAAAACAGGUCGAUUUGAUGACUCACUUGAGCUUUGUAGCCCAACCAUUUCCAGAGUUUGACAUUGAAAACGUUAAUGCUGUGCUCAACAAUGAUUUAAAACAGUUUGACUUCACUGCUAAAGACCUCGCGGAAAAUGUACCAAAAACGAUGGUAUUUAAGGGUACAAACGGGUGUGACUUGUUACGGAAACAUAUGGAUUUAAUUCUGAAUCAACAGGCCGCACACUUGCAGUUGAAUCAAGAAAUAAAAGCCGAACUUGAGUUCAAUACGCUUGAUAAAAACGAUAAAUUGUUUUAUGAUUCUUAUAAGCAAUGGAUUGAGAAUGCCAUUGACAAACAGCAAAUGCGAUCUUUGGACAGUAAAAUUUCUUUCCACAUCCUUCCAGUGUAUGUGAAAUUCAUCGGCAAAUUCCGCGAAGAAUUAAACGACAUUAAAAUGGGACGCAGAAGCAUUGAUGCCAACAUCGAAUCAAUUAAUACAAUGUAUAACAGCUUAUACUUUGAUAAAACAAACGAAGAAAUUGAACAUUUAAGUCACGCAGUUAUUGAAAUGUCUCCAUUAUACACAAAAUUCGUUGAAACUCUAAGAAAAUUGAAGAAUUUUUUGAAGGAAUUCAAUAAUCAACGAGUCGCAUGGGUUGAAUAUUUUAUCGGAAUGAGAAAGAAACUUGGAGGUGAUAGAACACCUGUUGAACCGUUUACAAAAAUUUCGAAGGCUCAAAAAAUUGCCAAAGCAAUCUAUGACGUGGGAGUUGAUAAGUGUUUUGGUUCCUGUACCGGCGACAACGCCAAAGACUUUGCCAUAGGCUGUACCAAAGGGUGUUUCAAAGCAGUUGGUGGCGUUUGUGCAAAAGAUCUAACGUUAUCUCACUUCACUGUAAUAAGAUUUUGAAGUCAUGAAAUGUUCGAGAGGGGUGACAUACCAGGCGUUGUAGAGGGGACCGAGUGUAGUCAUGCCUCA